Molecule: messenger RNA, 4065 nt
Organism: Menidia menidia (Atlantic silverside)
Lineage: Eukaryota; Metazoa; Chordata; Actinopteri; Atheriniformes; Atherinopsidae
Source: the annotation of a GenBank genome assembly
AUGGAACACGCUUCAACGUUUCCCGAAAAGAAAAGGUUAACAGAAGGUAUCAGAAUGGCCAGAAGACCAGUUUUUUCCAGUGCCACAGAUGAACAGAUGUAUGCCGACGAAACCACAGAUUCACCAUUGGACAUUGUUUGUGCAAAUCAGUUCGAAGGACUUGAAAUAGAACAAAACAUUGCAGAACAAAUGGAGGAGGAUUUUUAUAGAGGAGCCCCACCCGUUUGGUUGAACUUUCAUGUUAGCGAAGAGGCUGAAAGAGAUGGCUCUGGAUCUUCUUUUGUCAAAAGAGACGGAUACGAGAGACUUUUACAACAAAUCAACAAGAAAUGGAAAGGCCAAGGAACAUCAGUCGUUACACUGUUUCACCAACAAGGCAGUGGGGGGACCACACUGGCCAUGCAGGUGUUAUGGAACUUGAGAAAAACGUUCCGAUGUGCCGUGCUGACGGACUUAACGACAGACAUUAUGAAAGUUGCAAAGGAAGUGGUUCACCUUUUCAAAGCAGGGACUCGGAACAUCCUUAAAACUGUCCUGCUGUUAUUGGACGAUACCUUCAAUUUGAACCAACUCCAAGACAUCAUAAUGGAAGAGGUUACCGAGCAGAAGCUGGACGUCGAUACGCCUGUGGUAAUUUUACUCAGCUGUGUGAGAACAGAUCGCGCCAUCCCUGACAAGGGUCGUUCUGACAGAGAAACGCAGGGAUUCAACAUGAUUGACGAAAAGGAUGUAGUCCUGAAAAGGAACCUCUCAGAUGCAGAAAAGUUACAGUUUGAUGCCAAAAAGAAAGAGCUCAGCACAAAGUAUGGGGAUAAAGUCAAGCAGUUCCAUGGUUUUAACAUCCUUCAAAGUAAUUUCUCGUGGGAAUAUGUCCGGGAAGUGUGUGCUAUCUUUGCAAAAAUGGAAAGGAAAAAAAAGCCAUUGAAGAGCCAGCUUGCUACUUUCCUAUCCCUGCUAAAUGCUUAUGUACCUGGUUCAUAUCUGCUGGAGUCGCACUGCCUGGACUUCCUCAGACAUGAGGAUGAUGAUGAUGACCAUGAUGUCCUGCCACUGUUGGAGCAAAUGCAGCCUUUUAGCCAUCUAAUCAUCACCUUAGAGCACAAAGAAAGAGAUGACAGAAAGGUCCGGAUGGCUCACCCUUUAAUCGCAAAGGGUUGCACCCAACUGUUGGCCGAUGGAGGUAUACCCAGAAGCGACACAGCCAGAAACUUCCUGUUGAAGUUUUGCAGAGAUGAUCUAUCCCCAUGUUUACUCAGUUUCAUCACGCACAUGCUGACCAAAAGAGAAAUAAAGAGGGACGAGAGUACUGGUGAUAAAGAUGGGUACAAUCCCAGAUCAAUGGAUGAAAAUGAGAGGCUGGAGAAGUUUUCCACUCUGAUAUUACAUAUCUCUAAAAUGGAGGACAAAAGCGAGAGUGCCUCAGUUCUAAAAGUUGCAUCAAAAGUAUUUGCAAAUAAUGCUCUGUUUCCUCAGGCACUUUCUCGUUUUUAUUACGGAGAGCUAAAAAACUACCACGAGGGUGAAAUUUGGGCAAAAAUGGCAAAGGAGCGAGAUCCAAAGAAGUCGUUCAUUGCCGAUACCCUCGGUCAAGUUCACAAGAAUCAUUUGAAGAGCAAGACAUGUCCUGCUGAACCUAGGGAAAUUUUGCAUUUGGCCCGAAAGGCCAUUGAGGCAUUUGAAGAGGAAGAACAACUUGCGAGAUCUGAGCAUUGGAAGAACAUGCGAGAAGAUGGAAAGAACAGAAACCUGCGUGACUUAAACAUCAGAGGACAGUUCGGUUUCCUGCAGGUUUGUAACAUCCUGUACGACCAACUUGUUAGUAACAAUGAAACUUGGAGAGAGGUUCUCACUGGGAAAGUGUCCAUGGGCUCUGUCCUGAAAACACUUGGAGACAGAAAACUCUUCGGAUUCAAUUAUCUAAUUACAAGACUCAGAGUAAGGGUUGAGGAAAAAUUUGAAUUUCUGGAUACUUUCCUAACUUAUUCAGAGUCUGUAAUGAAAAAGGACAGAACAUACGCGAGCAAGGAGGCUGCAGAAUGCUACCGAAAGUAUGUCGGAGGCACCAUUCCUAAACACAAAGAAAAACAUGAAGAAAAUGUCCAAAAACUCAAACAAAAACUGGCUUUCACCUCCGCUGGAAUACUGUCCUGUCUUGACGGGAGAUGCACAACAUCGGAUGUUAGAGAAAUCGUCAAAUGGUGGGAAGAAAUCUGUCACGGCACGAAUUUCAAGGUGUGUCAUUUUGUCAACUUCGUCCUUGCUAAGAUCAUGCUGAAAAACUUGAACGAGCAACUGCCCAGUUUUGAUGAUAAAGGCGCUUUAAGACAGAAAAAACUUCCAUCCUCUGAUGAGCAGACUGAGUAUCACAUGUUAGCCCUGCUCCUAUUUUGGCCAACAGAUUAUGAAAAAGAGCCCGUCUCUGACCUCCAUCAGUUAAUCAACCACAUCAAGAGCUCUUACACACAAGAAUACAAGACCGUGUUUGGAUCAAGAUACCUCCGACCUCUGUUUUUUAUCGGACCGGGCAAGGAGCUGAGCAGAUUUGUUCACAGACGAAUCCUUGAGAUUAAGUGGACUCAAGACGCUCUCCAAGAUCCAAAGGUUAACUGGAGGAGUGAGAUCAUUUUCAAAGAUCCCGUAGUCCAAGACCAGCUUCUCAAAGUCAAAGGGGUGGUACGGGAUUACAGACUGUACGCAACAUUUGGCUCCACAGAAAUUGAGGUCAAGGCAAACCGAAGUGACGGCCUCUGGAAAUCAGGCGACGUGUCCUUUUACCUGGGAUUCAACAUCAAUGGUCCUAUAGCCUUCAACAUUCAGAGGAGAUUUCCAAUCUCUGUGGGACCUUCAGGAAAGUUGCAGCUUGGAGAACGAGCUAUCGAACCUUCUCUUUGGUCAAAAUGCACACCAGAGGUCAAGACAGGGGAUAGGCUGGAAAUGUACAGAGGAGCAGACUUGCGGUCUGACGGAGGGUUCUUUGAAUGUGCCGUGUCCGCCCUGCGCUGGGUUUCCAAAGAGCCCAUCAGCUUGGGGUACCGGUUCUGCUCUUGGGAGGAACACACAGAGAAGUCGGUAUGCAUGGGUCUCAUGCCUGCCGGACCCCUGCUUGACAUUUCGGUCACGAGCGGAAAGCUGGAGGAGAUGCAUCUGCCACACUGGAUAGACACUGAAUGUACCACUCCAGACAUGUUUGUGGUUCUACACGUGGAGGCUUGUGGAGAGGCUGUGCAGCAAGUGUCCGACGUGACGUCAUCCCACGUCAAGUUACUCCAACCAGCCUUCUCUCCAAAUGGGGUUAUGUUGCGGAAGAGACUGGGCUUGCCGGUGAAGGUUUACUGCGAUGUGAUGCUAUUCAAGACGAAACUGGAAUUCCUCACGCUGCACUUCUACCUGGUCCCCCCGGACCAACACUUAAAACAGAGAGUCGAGAGUGAUGAGUCACGUCAUCAAUCACUCCUCAUCCGUAAACCAAGCCCGUACAAGUCUCUGCAACUGAAGGAUCACUUCUUCUUGACAUGUGACACAGACAUUGCUGAAAUUCAGCCAAAAAGCUUGAAGGUAAAAUACAAAAGCAAUACGUUCUUGGAGGUGUUCAUCAGAAAUGCAUGUGAUGACUUCAGCUUGACACUCAGGACAGGGGAGAGAAACGAUACAGAGGAAGUCUGGAAAUGUACCAUUCGAAAAGGAGACUUCCUGAAUCCAAGCAUGGGCCAUUCCAAAGAUCGGCAUUUUGUGGAUCUCCAUCACACAGAUCUGGUCAACGGAGUCAGAGACACACGGCACGUCCUGGACAAGCUCCUGGAACUGGAGGUGAUCCGCCAAGAAACCUAUGACAAGAUCUCAGCCAAGACCACUAAGCAAGACCAGAUGAGGGCAAUUUUAACCCAUCUCAGGGGUUCCCUGGAACAGAGAGACGGUCGCAGAGGAGGAGAGAGAGGACGAGCAGAGAUAAAGCUGAGGGGAUCAGGGGGAACCGGGCUCUUGGGAUGCCUGCACUGCUCCGGGACGAGCUGGAUUUGGUGCCUCGCUGCCGCUGAGAGACUGAUUGAUAAGAAAAUCCUGAUCUGA